Messenger RNA from Letharia columbiana, 1302 nucleotides. RefSeq lists its product as uncharacterized. NCBI's taxonomy places the organism in Eukaryota, Fungi, Ascomycota, Lecanoromycetes, Lecanorales, Parmeliaceae. The transcript is spliced from 7 exons. Gene Ontology annotation, biological process: ribosomal small subunit assembly; translation. The coding region runs from base 1 to 1302 and encodes 433 amino acids. The record is from RefSeq and is a predicted model, not a curated record. Gene Ontology annotation, cellular component: ribosome; cytosolic small ribosomal subunit. Gene Ontology annotation, molecular function: RNA binding; structural constituent of ribosome.
AUGUCUACGUCCAUCUCAAACGAGCAACAAGUCCUUCAAACUAUCUCCUUCACUAUACUCAAUGACAGCACCAUUGAACACAGGUUCUCGCACGAAGGCAGAAGAUGGAGGAAAGCUAUGCGGACGAUCAGGAAGCAGACAGGAUGGCUACGGACGCUUUGGGGUCGGGACAUGAAUACCUCCCAUAAGGUUGAUAUAUUCAUUGUCUGGACCGACAUCCAAGCAGCAGAAUCAUUCGAAACAAGCCCUACUUUUGACGUUGUCCUCGAAGGCAUCAAUAUCUCUCCACUCAAAGUCCACUGCAUUACCACCCACAGCAAUCUAUCUCCACACGGCCUUACAGAAUUGGUCACUCUCUUCUUCCCCCCAGCCCUUACGCACGAGGACCAAGAGUUCUUCGAAGAACAAUUACAACAUUAUACCGCAAGACUUCCGCACGAUGAAAUCCGAUCAAUGGUCCACGGUUGGACUCUAGGACCGGUGAAGCGCGGUGCAGAUACUGCGAGAGUUUGUCUGGUUUUCUUGGAGUGGGGAAGCUUGGAUCAGAUGUUCACGGUUAAAAGGAAUGAAGAUUCGCUAUUCAAUAACUGUUUUGUGCCAUUGAGGGAUGAGGCCGAGAGGGGAGCGAGGACAGCGCUCUAUACUAAGUUGAGGGAUGCCGGGAAGGAGAGGUCGGCUUCAGAUGCAGAAACUCGGUAUAGAGCGAAGAUUUCUAAAUCAGAUAGCCUGACUGUGUUCGAAGAAGAUAUACCAUCUCCGACAGACUGCAAGCAGCAGGUUCUAGUAUACCUGAUUGUUCUCUUCUGCUUCGAUAGCUCCGGAACGUCGAAGGGUGAGAUGAUCCAGGCAGAAUAUCAAACAUACCUUGACGAACGCCUUGGCAAUCACACGACAGGCCGAGUUGAAUUUGUGACUGCAACACCGCACAAAACAUUGACUCAUUCGCCACAAACCACAGUCUCUUCCAGCUACACAGAACCCUCGACCUCAAACACUCAGUCAGACAAAGAAGCUGCACACAAAUCUCAAAGAGCACAAUACACGACCGCCAAGAUGGUUCUCGCAAUCGAUCUCCUCAACCCCACGCCUGCUGCUGAGUCGAGGAAGCACAAGCUCAAGACCCUCGUACCGGCCCCCCGCUCCUUCUUCAUGGACGUCAAGUGCCCCGGCUGCUUCACCAUCACAACCGUCUUCUCGCACGCCCAAACCGUCGUCAUCUGCGGCGGCUGCUCGACCGUGCUGUGCCAGCCGACCGGUGGGAAGGCGAGACUGACGGAGGGCUGCUCCUUUAGGCGGAAGUAG